Molecule: messenger RNA, 2392 nt
Organism: Annulohypoxylon maeteangense
Lineage: Eukaryota; Fungi; Ascomycota; Sordariomycetes; Xylariales; Hypoxylaceae
Exons: 3
Coding region: 581-2035 (484 amino acids)
Source: RefSeq, a predicted model, not a curated record
CCUACAUAGGUACUGGUACAGUUUGCUUUGGUACAAUACGGUACAACAAGUACAUCAAACUAUUCGGGCCUACGUACGCCUAUAUAUUUUAUCUAGGUACCUUUUAAUGUACCGUGUAUGUGUUGUGCCGGUCUCUCCCUGAUUAAGGUACGAUACAUAGACACAUACACAGAUACGUACAUGAAAUCGUGGCGUAUCCCGUACAGCGAUUUCUUUCGGAUUAGGUAAAUAUACCUACUUCGGUACUAGGUCGACUAGCAUUUGGCCAUACCGAUCGAUUGGGAGAGAAAGGAUCAGAUUUUAUAUCCAAGGUUUAACGUUUAACGUUUAAUAAAGUGACACCGAGGUCUCGCUGUUUGGCUCGGGAGAGGUUCUCGGGGGCGCAUAGUUGGCAUUUGAUCGCCGUACCCCCUUGCUAUUUUCGGACGCACCCCACACAAACGCGCGACACACCAUAUUCGCUUGUGUGGUGAACAAAUCUGAGCCCCAACGAGUCCCGUCCCAGAUCUGCUCUCACCCACGUCACGCCCACGCCCAGCCCUGCCAGCUGUGCCAGCGUGGUGCCAGCCUAUCGUGAGCCAUGUACGCAGGCAACUAUGGCUUUUCCAAUGCUGUUCCUCCUGCCGGAUCACAAUACAAUGGUGGCGCCCCACAUUCAGCUUCGCAGAACCCUCAUUUGCAGCCCGGUCAAGGUCCUCCCAACCAGGCUUCGAUGUACAAUCCUCAGCAGUUUCCUAUGGGCGCGCAACCCGGAGUUGGCUUCCCUGGUGCCCCAAACAUGAUGCCGGGUCCCAGUCCUGCAGGAAUGAUGCAAAAUACCGGUAUGCCGCACAUGGCCGCCGCCAAUGGCCCGAUGCCUGGCUAUCAACCACCGUAUACGAACUCGCCGUAUGGUGCUGGCGUUCCCAGUUCUGUCGCGCCGCAAAUGAACGUCCCUACUAGCUAUGCGAUGGGAGGUGGUAUGCCUAUGUCUGGCUAUCCGAUGCAUCCUGGGAUGAAUCCGCAACAGCAACAGCAGAUGAUGCAGCGCAUGCAGCCAAAUCCAAACGCGCCGGGAAUGUCUGCUUCUACUCCUACGCCUCAGCGAUCCUUUCAAAAUCAACCUCCCCAGGGCACACCAACUCCUAAUAACGCGUCGAAUGCGCAACAUCAACACCAACACCAACACCAUCAACAACAACAACAGCAGCAGCAACAGCAACAGCAGCAGCAGCAACAGCAUCCAUUGUCGACACCACAAACUGCCCACGUUACACCCCAGAGCAAAACGCCGAAUAACGCGCAACAGCAACCUCAAAACCAGCCGCCGCCCAACAAUAUCUCGACGCCUCAAACCCCGACUUUCCCUGCCUCAGUCCAGAAUAACGGCCCCAACAAUGCGUCAUCUGGGUCAACACCCUUAAGUCCAGGCUCAGAUUCUAGAGAUAAGGAGAGAGUCGGCGUGAUUUUGGAGAUCAACAACGAAUUAUUACUAGAGGCUAUGCAGAUCCACUAUACGCGGGAUACACUCAAAAAGGAGAGGGCGUCGUCUAAUGGCACCGAUAUUAAUGCAAAUGAGCCGGAUAGGCCAACAGACGACGAAGAGAUACUAGCUCAGGACUACCUACACUGCAUGCGUAGACUGCAGUCAAACUUGUCAUACUUGGCAGCAUUGGCCGAUAAGAAAGGCAAUGUUCCGGCCGCGCCGUCUCCUACUUACCUGAGAGCCCCACCGCUAAACACCGGUGUUAAAUUAAAGAUGAUGGUAAGCCCGGAUGGCUCGGAGAGUCAGGAAGCUCCAGAUCGGAAUGAAACAGCCAAAUAUAUCCAAGACUUAUACAAAAAGCUCCAAGGUCUUUACCCAGGCAUUGACCCCAACAAGGAGCCAACAUUCCCAACUGUUGCUGGACGGCAAGGUACGCAAGCGGCAAACAUGGCAAAGCCUGGAUCGCGGACACCUGGUCAACCUAGUCCCAUCCCCGGAAGGCAAAUGACUCCCAAAAUGAUGACUUCGGCACCACCGUCUUCAGUAGGAAAUAUAACGACAGGAUUGUAGAGGGAUUUAAGACCACCUGGGAAUAUGUUGCUUUUGGUCUUAGAUACCAAAGCGAAAUUCGAACAUAAGUUAAUGUUGGUUGACGUAUAAUAUGGUUUCGGGGGUUCUGGUUUGAAGGACUGGCUUCCUAUUAUGAGAAGGGCGCCUUGCGUUCUCGCGCCUUGUAUAGAAAAAUACCCCAUCGAGGUCAAGGAUAUUUGGUGGUGACAUUGAGGUCUUGAAGAGAGAUGACUCGGCGUCGGCGUUAAAACUCGGAAUAGGUAGCUGGUUUACUUCGUUAGAUCACGUAUAUACCAUCGUGAGGACAUUGUAUAGUUUGCUCAUUAUUAAAAGUACGGAAAAGUUCAGCUCCAAUAC